Meloidogyne enterolobii is the source of this 611-nucleotide messenger RNA. The record is from the annotation of a GenBank genome assembly. Lineage: Eukaryota; Metazoa; Nematoda; Chromadorea; Rhabditida; Meloidogynidae.
UAAUUAUUGAAGGAAUGAAAACAGGGCUUUCAAAACUUUUUGAACUUCAGCCUGAUCCUUACGACAAUACACAAUCAAAGUUUUUACGUAUUUGUUUGGUUUGUUUGUUUAAUUUUAUCGAACCAAGUCUGGGCCAAAAUUCGUUUACAAAUGUUGAAAAUGCUUCUGAAUUGAGAGAAUUUGUUAGAAAAGGCGAAAUUGACGCAGCCUUAAUUCGUGCAGAAUUGCUUCUCGAACCCUUUGUUUUAUUAGCCGCAGCAAAUAGAGCAGUCCAUCAAGCAGCCCAUAAUCGAAUGAUUACACGCUCUCUGAGUGCCGAAUUAAUUUAUUCUUUGUCUCCAAAUCGAAAUAUUUCUGAUUCUUUAAAUACUUUUGGAAUAGCCGAAAAUAGCCAAUCCCUGGUUGUUGCUAUUUUUGAUGAUGUUAAAGGAAAGAAAAUGAUAUCAAUAGCUAAAAGGAUUAAAGGCACCCCUGUGUCUUUUGAAUUACUUCGAGAAAUUUCUGAUUUGGGGUCGAUUAAACAGAUUUAUCAAUUGCCAGAAUUAGAUGUUAACGGAAUUUCGAUGAGCGAUUUAAUUGUAAGCAGAAUAGUUACAAAAGAAAUUGUUUAA